AUGAUGUGUGAUUUGUGUUGUAAACAAUUCAGAGGGUGGUGCAAGUCGUUUACAGCAACAGAAACUUUUUUGUCUAUUUUAGAAGCUGUACUUCUUGUGGUUGUUAUAACUUUUCUUACAUUUUUGAUACUUCACUUGUUAGUUUGCACCGAGAGAGACAAUAUUUUAGAUGUCACUAUUGUCACUAAAAUUGAUGAAGAAAUCACCCUAGCUUCAACUAGUACUGCUAGAGUUGAAACUGUUCCACCUCAUGUGACAUGUACUUUGGAUCAAUUACAGAAAACUGCUGCAAUGACUCAUUAUUAUGAAUAUAGCUGGACGCAGGCAAACAGCGUUUUUAUGGAAUAUAGUGACCAACCAGUUGAUACAUUGCUUCCUAUGUAUUUUGAAUAUCCACUAACAGAGGUUUUUUCAAAUGAUACUUUAAGUGAUAAUAGUAAAUUAGAUUUUUUUAAUGGAGUCGAGGCCACCCAGGAAAAACAAUUUAUUUUGGCUCUAGUGAGGAUCAGACCUCCUCAGGACAUAACAUUUGGCUGUAUUUUGACUAUAAUCACUGAAUUCUGGGUGUUGACAUCGGCCAGCUGCAUAGAAGCAAUAGAGGAAGUCGACUCAUUAGAUUCAUUUAUGAUGAUGGAAGGAUAUGGAGAGUUGAGAGAGGGAAGAAUGCACAUGGUGGAUGAUGUCAAUAUUCACCCAUGGUACCAAGGGGUCAACAGAAGCUACGACCUGGCAGCUUUAAGGAGCGAGGAUAGUCUCAUUGCAACAGGAGCGAGCACAGUUAUCCUGCCCACCAUGCUUGACUACUUUGUGGUUACUCUCGGAGAGAAGCUCACGAUCCUCGGAUACGGGAAAUACAGAACGAUAGACGAGAGUCCGGCGGGGCGGCGGUUACACAAGGCGGAAGUGUACAUACUGGCCGCGCGGCAGUGCCCGGAGCCGGAGGCGGGGCAGGUGCGGCACCUGGGGCGCGGGCGGCGCGGGCGGCGCGAGCGGCGCGGCUGGUGCGCGGCGCCGCGCCGCCGCCGCGCGCCGUGCCAGUACUGCGGCGGCGCGCCGCUGCUGGCCGGCGCGCGCCUGCUCGGCCUCAUGGCGCACUCGGCGCACUGCGGCCUCGCCUGCGACCCCGCGCUCUUCGUCAACGUGGCGCUGCUCACGGACUGGAUCGAUUCCGUUGUCCGCUCCCCUUAAAGCGCCUCGCCGAAAGUAAUAAACGACUCCGUAACAAAAAAUCUUGUUAAAUUUUUUAAUGAUACUUUUUCGAUAUUUUGUAUAGGUGUCGUGUUUCAUUUGUUCUGUCAUCGAGUGAGAAAAAUCUUGCACCAAGUAUCAAAAUAUACUAAAAUACAUGUUUAUUUAACAGUCUGAAAAUAAAGUUCGUUUCUAAAAUGGCGCGUUAUUCAAAUAAAGAACCGAAUCGAGACCUGUCAAUGUUUGACGUACGACAGCUGAAAUAUAAGCAAGUUAGAUAUUUAUCAAUUAUAAAUAACGUAAUCGUAUGAUCAUAAUAUAAAUCUGGCGUGUGUGCAUGUGUACCGUGCGGUGGUUAUAACGAGGCAGGGCGCUGCAUUAUGAACACGGCGGUGGUGGCGUGCUCGCUGCUGAUGGCGCUGUUGGUGGCGGGCACGGUGUCGGUGGCCGUCAUGCAGUUCGUCGCCGCCGCGCGGGGCGGGGGCGUCCACAACGAUGAUAACGGUUAGAGGCCGGCGCCGCCACUGGUACAGGCUUUUUUAUACUUACUGUUUGUAUCAAUAAAGUUUUUUAUAUGUUUUA
Molecule: messenger RNA, 1770 nt
Organism: Galleria mellonella (greater wax moth)
Lineage: Eukaryota; Metazoa; Arthropoda; Insecta; Lepidoptera; Pyralidae
Product: phenoloxidase-activating factor 1-like
Exons: 2
Coding region: 1-1188 (395 amino acids)
Biological process (GO): proteolysis
Molecular function (GO): serine-type endopeptidase activity
Source: RefSeq, a predicted model, not a curated record